Molecule: messenger RNA, 1179 nt
Organism: Fusarium venenatum
Lineage: Eukaryota; Fungi; Ascomycota; Sordariomycetes; Hypocreales; Nectriaceae
Source: RefSeq, a predicted model, not a curated record
AUGAAUGGACCGGCAUCUCAUUUAGCUCGGUCGUACUAUGGCAAAGUUCGUUUCUCAUCUUCUAAAGCAUCCGGACGCGUUGCCGUCCUCUACCAAGCAUUGGACCCUCCCAUUAUCAAUGGUGUCCGUAAGCCCAAGAAGCCAGGCGGUUAUCAGGACUCGGGCGCCGAUAUCGCCUACAACCUCCAACAAUGCGAUGAUGUCCAGGUUGUAACACCAAACAAAUCGCCAGAUCCUCUCAAAGAUGGGGAUUGGUGUUUUCCUGAUACCGAGGAGGGUAUUCUGGAAGCAAUUAAUAAGGGCGCAAACUAUCUCUGGUCUAAUACCAUUGUAUUCGCCUCGCAUCCAUUACAGACGUCGACUCGGCUCACUCCUUUCCAAGAUGACGUCCGAGUCAUUGGUCAAGGUCCAUUGGUAGUCGACAAAUACGAUCACAAAAAGUUUGUUAAUGAUUACUUGCGCGUUGUUGGCGGAUUCACUAUGCCACGAACAUUCACUGCGUCCUCGCUAGCCGAGGUGACCAAAUCGGCUGACGACAUCUCUUACCCAGUUGUUGCCAAGCCAAUUCGUGGGCGUGGUAGCUUCGGCGUUAAGGUGUGUCACAACAAGAACGAGUUGCUGGCUCACGCAGAGGAAUUAUCCAACAAUGCUAUGGCUUUCAUGGUCGAAGAGUUUCUCCAGGGCGAAGAAGCAACAGUGACUGUUAUGCCCCCUACUGCAAACGGCCAAGACUAUUGGUCACUUCCUAUCGUCACUCGCUUCAAUCAUCAAAGCGGAAUUGCACCAUAUAACGGUGUUGUAGCCGUUACCGCCAACUCAAGAGUUGUGCCCGAGAGUGAAAACGGACCUCUUCAUGAACGAGUGGCCAGAGAAUGUGAGCGAGCAGCCAGGCUUCUUGGAUUGACUGCCCCCAUUCGGAUUGAUGUUCGAAGAUUCAAGGACUCGUCUGAGUCACCAUACGCAUUAUUUGACGUUAAUAUGAAGCCUAACAUGACGGGACCCGGUCGUCCUGGACGUGAUGACCAAGCCAGCUUGACUUUGUUGGCUGCCAAUGGCCUCGACUGGGACUACAAGGAGCUUUUGCGACGGAUUUUGGGGACUUCAAGCACGCUUAGGACUUUGAGAACACUCAAGCCUGUAGAGAAUGAUUUGUUUUUGCCACAAUGCUUCGAUAGUUAA